AUGAUCUCUACUCGCUGCUGCUGCCCGUCAACAAGCUUGCACCGGACAAGCGCGCUCCGCUCCCUCUCGGUUGCCGCCUCCCCACUUCAUCGGCUUGCGCAACCCCGACGACGGCCUCUCGAGCGACUAGCAGGAUUGCAAUGGCGUGUGCAGGACGGUCUGAGAACCCUGGCGACUGUCGGCGGACAGAGUAGGGGGUACAGCGACGACCAGCACUUUCGGACGCAGCAUGGCAGCAUUCGUGUGAACCUGAAAUCGAAGCAGGCCGUCGGAGUCGCCCAGUCGCGAGGAGAACGACCAUACCAAGAAGACGCAUAUUCAGUACACUCGCUCGCUCUGCCGCAGUCCAUGCUGCGAUGGAACGUCGUCGACGACCGGUUAGGAACGGGUUGGACGCCGCAGAACCUCGAGGGCUUUGAUGGAGAGGUGCGAGAAGGCGAGGAAGAGCGGCGGCGACAAGUAGCUUACUUUGGCGUCUUUGACGGCCACGGCGGCGACCUGAUCUCCCGCUACCUACGCGACACGCUCCCCACCCUCCUCGAAUCAACAACCGCAUCCGAGAUCCCCGCUCUGAUCGACCAGUACCGCGAGCUUGGGGGCUACUUGAAGCGGUACCGCGGUGGACCGCUCGAUCGGUUCAGGAAGGGCAGUGAGGCGUUCAGCGAGUGGCGUGGGAUGGGACUGGACGAGUUGGCUGUGUUGGCGUUCUUGAAGGCCGACAACCACGUCGUGCACUCUCCCGAGCUCGAGAAGGGCGGCUCAACAGCCACAGUCGCCUUCCUCCACUCGCUCGACCUGCCCUACUCCCUCCCCUUCUACGCUUCGUCCCUACUCUCGCUCACCAUCGCCCACCUGGGCGACACCUCCGCACUCCUCUGCUCCACGCACUCCGGCCGCGUCAGGCGUCUCACAGAAGCGCAUCACGCGGAUUCGCGAACCGAGAGCGAGCGGUUGAGGACGAGCGGGACGGGGAUCAUCACGGAUAGUUUUGGUGAGAGCAGGUGGGGUGGAGUUGUGGCUAAUACGAGGGCGAUUGGGGAUAGGGAGUUCAAGCCUGUGGGCGUGAUUGGGGAACCGGAGAUCGUCAAGCGGGUUAUCAGAGGCGACGAAUUCGCGGCCUUGAUCCUCUGUUCCGAUGGGAUCACCGACACCCUCUCGGACCAAGAGAUCGUCGACCUCACGCGUGGGAUCCGGGACCCUACGAGGGCAGCGAGCAAGAUCGUUUCGUUCGCCGAGGACUGUGGCGCGGAAGACAACCUCACGUGCCUCGUCGUCCCCCUCCCCGGCUACCUAAAGAUGGGCGGACUCGACUCGACUGCAAGCAGGAGGGAGUACAGGCUCAGAGGGGCGGAUGGGGCGAGUAGGAGGCAGAAGAGGAUGUGA
Messenger RNA from Rhodotorula toruloides NP11, 1383 nucleotides. Its product is annotated as protein serine/threonine phosphatase. Bases 1 to 1383 code for a protein of 460 amino acids. The record is from RefSeq and is a predicted model, not a curated record. Gene Ontology annotation, biological process: protein dephosphorylation. Lineage: Eukaryota; Fungi; Basidiomycota; Microbotryomycetes; Sporidiobolales; Sporidiobolaceae. Gene Ontology annotation, molecular function: cation binding; protein serine/threonine phosphatase activity. The transcript is spliced from 7 exons.